Molecule: messenger RNA, 2733 nt
Organism: Gastrolobium bilobum
Lineage: Eukaryota; Viridiplantae; Streptophyta; Magnoliopsida; Fabales; Fabaceae
Product: protein LNK2-like
Exons: 8
Coding region: 277-2280 (667 amino acids)
Biological process (GO): regulation of DNA-templated transcription; circadian rhythm
Source: RefSeq, a predicted model, not a curated record
UCUCUCUCUUUCUGGAAACUCCGUUACUGUUUUGCUUUGUGAAGAUUGCAACUGAAAGCUUCUUCUUCUUGUUCUCUCUUUUUGCAUGUUCUUCUCUCUCUCUCUCUCUAUAUCGCUGAGAAGAGUGAAGAGACGCUGUUUCUUUCUCGGUCCGAUUUGAUGGUGUGCGUUUCUCUGUGAUUUUGUGGGGAUUUUCGGCGAUGAGUGAGCUAAUUUGCUGCCUGGUAUUUGAUUCUGGUUUCGGUUUUGUGGAUUGCUUUGCUCGAUUUAUAAGAAAUGUUUGAUUGGAACGACGAAGAGCUUGCUAACAUAAUAUGGGGUGAGGAGGGUGACAAUGAUGAUCAUAUUGUGCCUUAUUUGAAGGCAAGUGAAGAUCUUAGCAACAAGAAGGAAUGGAAUCAAGAAGCUGCUACGACUAAGCUCAAUGAACUGAAAAGAUCAGAGGCUAAAACUGAUUUUGAUGAAAGAAAGCUAGGAAGCAGUUCCAACCUCAACAAUAGCGGAAGACUAUCUGCCAUAGGAUAUGGAACAAACUCAUGGCCUGACUUGUCUUUAUCCAGCGCAGCUAAAAUUGAUCACGGUUCUCGGGGUACUGAAGAAUCUAAAUUUUUUAGUGAACUUAGCAAAUUCAGUUCAUCAAGAGGUGGUAAAAUUGAAGAGACUACACAACUUGAAAAGGAAUCUCAUGAAGGUAAAGAGCAAGGUGAUUUUGAUGAUUACGAAUGGGCUAACAUAGGAAGUUUUGAUGACCUUGAUCAAAUUUUCAGCAAUAAUGACCCCAUAUUUGGCCAUGUAAGUCUUGAUAACUCAGAUGAGCUUUGGUCCUCUAAAGAUGUGAGUAACAAUCCAGAACCCGUACACUUGAACUCACCAAGUCUAGAAGGUGCUUUAAGGACUGAGCCUUUGGAAAUCAAAGAAGAAUAUGUUCAAUGUAAUGAUCAAUCAUAUGCCCUCAGCCAUGAGAAGAUUGGUGGUCCUGCAUCUCUGGUUAUACAAAAUUCACAUGCAACCACAGCUGAUGAGGGGUCUGUUGGAGUUAGAAGUAAACCUACUGGGAAGGAGCAGCAGGCUUUUAGGAAAAAGAAUCUGUUGAAAAAUCGGAAAAUAUCACAGGUAAAACAAGAGGGGAAAGCUCUGCAGGAUUUCUAUGGUAAUUGGUCUCCAGCAGCAGAACCGGCUAGACAAUUUGAGAAUCAUAUGGAACCUUCUGUCAUACAAUCUUCUCCGUCUUCAAUUCUAGGGCAACCGAAGCAGCUUCAUGGACCUGAAACACUAUAUCAGAACAUCAUAAAUCCAUAUAUGGCAUCUUCUGUGUAUGGGAACCUUACUAAUACCUAUCCGCCUAUGCCGAUAAUAUCACAGACUCUGUUGGGAGAUCUUAGGCGUCAACCUGUGCUUUCUGGGUAUGAAGUGUCUCCAAGUAUAGUGAAUCCAGUGAAGAAGCCUAUGGACUCAUUCAAGCGUCAAACCAUGACUCCUCAGGAGAAAAUUGAAAAAUUGAGGAGGCGGCAGCAAAUGCAGGCAUUACUUGCUAUUCAGAAACAGCAGCAACAAUUGGACCAUCAGGUUCCUAGCAGUAGUAAAUCCAUCACUCAAAAAUGUCCCCCAGAAAUUCAAAGUCAUCGUAGUGAUGGGACUGCUCCUGAAAUUGAAGAUCUUAGAGCUCUUCCUGCUCUGGAUCCAGCAGCUGAACAAGAUGAUUCGAAUACAAUAUCUGUGGCAGUUGAUAAUGAUUUUGCUGAAGACACCAUACUGUACAGGCUUCAGGAUAUUAUAUCAAAGUUAGACAUCAAAAUAAGACUCUGCAUCAGAGAUAGCUUGUUCCGGUUGGCACAAAGUGCAAUGCAAAGGCAUUAUGCUAGUGACACAAGCAGUACAAAUAAAAGUUGCAGAGAACUUGAAGUUUUUGCUAGAGAUGAAAGGAAUAGCCAAAACAGAUAUGCCAGGAUGCCUGAUGUUGAAACACAGACCAAUCCCGUUGAUCGAACUGUGGCUCAUUUACUCUUUCAUAGGCCUGUUGAGUUAACCGGAAGCUAUUCUGACAGAUUGGAGUCACCCAUUUCUAGUAAGGUGCAAUGUGAAAGCAAAGCAGCUAACCUGGUGAACUUUCCUGUGAGGUGCUUACCAGAUGAAGACUUGAAAAGUAAUCAACAAUUUUCUCACCUUGGAUUUAAGAAUUCUUGGUCGUCAUUUGAGGCUAUGGAUCAAAUUAAAGACAGCCCCUGCAUAGACACUUCAGAUAAUGCAUCUAACACUCAGGAGCUUGAAACUUCUCAAUGAAGAAAGAUUUUCUCCAGAAAUCUGAGGCCAUCGAGAUCAUUAUCAAGCGCAAGUAUCAGUGUAGAAUCCUGAGCACCAGUUUCAUGCAUGUAUGUUAUCAGCAAUAUUUCUGUUUCUGCUGUUUUAAAACAUGAUAGCAUGUAUCCUCAGUAUCUGGCCAUACUUUAGGUCUUGAGUGCUAUGUUUAAAUGUGUGUAGCAAGGCCACUCAGAUGUCAAAUUAAUCAAGUCUUGGGUUGACUGACUGAGACCAGGCUUUAAAGUCGGUGUUGUAUUUCUGUAUGUAAUACUUGCCAUACUUGCCCCUCAUCCUUAAUGUUUUGUGUGUCUUUAUUUGAGAUUGAGUCAUAAACUUGUGAUUUUUAAUUUGAAUUCUAGUUUGUUCUUGGUUUCUGACCAAAAUUGUGUCCAAUGGAGCAAUAACAAGCCAUAAUAUUUGUCUACAUCUUAAUAA